This is a messenger RNA of Magallana angulata, 1730 nucleotides long. RefSeq names its product beta-1,3-galactosyl-O-glycosyl-glycoprotein beta-1,6-N-acetylglucosaminyltransferase-like. The record is from RefSeq and is a predicted model, not a curated record. Gene Ontology annotation, molecular function: acetylglucosaminyltransferase activity. The transcript is spliced from 3 exons. NCBI's taxonomy places the organism in Eukaryota, Metazoa, Mollusca, Bivalvia, Ostreida, Ostreidae. Gene Ontology annotation, cellular component: membrane. The coding region runs from base 204 to 1631 and encodes 475 amino acids.
UGCAACUAUAUAUAAGUAUAUAAAUUAUAUAUGUACCUAUGAGCAGUUUACAAGUUGACUGUCGAAUGAUCCGUCGAGGCCAUACGUACGUAUUUGUGUCUUUAGCAACUUAUUUGCAUAUUUUCAUUACAUCGUACCACAAUAACUCUUUCGUGAAAAAUAAUCCAAAAGAAAUACACUGAACGUUUUCCCAUCUCGAUAAAAUGGAUUUCUCCUCAUCAUAUCGAAGCACAAGAAAAAGAUGCGCCCGUUAUGCGCUAGUUUUUUUCUGUCUUAUACUAGCCACACAGGUAAUCUUCAAUUAUGUAUCUAAAAAGACAACGAGAGGAAAAUUCGUUUUCUAUAGAAACUACAAGGACGUAACAGCGACCAAGCAAAGUCGGAAGGCUGAUGAUAUGUUCUUGCAGAGGAGUGUCCAUUUGUUUGACAAUGGACCACAAUUUGAUGCCUCUUUCUCGCCUCUGUAUUAUAAUAAAUCGGGAUCACAAUCUUUCGAACAUUCAUCACAGAAAUUCUUUGGUUCUGAAAGAGUUAUACCGAACGUAGAUUGUGGUUUGCUGUUUGAACAGAAUGACAAAGAAAUUAAGAGAGUUCGUAAAAUGAGGGUAAAAAACAAAUCGCAGUCGUUUUGCCAACAAACAAAAGCAUGUGAAAAUUUCAUCAAUACAAAAGGAUACAUUAUGGAUUCGUUAACAGAUGAGGAGAGGAAUUUUCCGAUUGCCUACAGCAUUCUUGUUUAUAAAAGCCCAGAACAGUUUGAAAUUCUUCUGAGGUCAAUUUACCGUCCACAAAAUAUGUACUGUGUUCACGUAGAUAGAAAAACAGUUGAAUACGUCUUCAAUGAAUUUUUCUGCAUCGUACGAUGCUUUCCCAAUGUGAAGAUGGUGUCCAAAAGAAUUGAAGUGAAUUGGGGAAAAAUAAGUGUUUUAUUACCAGACAUCACAUGCAUGAAAGACCUUUUAUCAAUUCCUAAAUGGAAAUAUUUCAUUAACUUAACUGGACAGGAAUUUCCCCUUCGUACAAAUUAUGAACUGGUAAAAAUAUUGCAAAUUUUUAACGGUUCAAACGAUGGAGAAGGCACCAUCAAAAGGGCAAACAAGGAAAGAUGGAAUAUUACUGAAAAACCUCCUCAUACUAUCCAGCCAGUCAAAGGCUCUGUCCACGUGACUUUAAACAGAAAAGUUGUGGAAUACGUCAUCAAUCAUGAUGUAGCUGCCGAUUUUCUUACAUGGGUGAACAAAACAAGUAUUCCAGAUGAGACGUUCUUUGCAAGUUUGAUUCAUAAUCCUCAGCUGGGAAUUCCGGGAAGUUUUAAAGGAGAUCUGGAAACAGAUGUUGGCGUAAGAAAGCCUUUUCUAUCACGAUUUGUAAACUGGGAGGGCUUAUCAAAUCAUCGGCAGUGUCAUGGUAAAUAUGUUCGAUCAGUCUGUGUGUUUGGAGUUGGGGAUCUUUCUCUAUUGGCUCGACGACCAGAAUUCUUUACCAAUAAAUUCCACACAGAUUACCAGGAAGCCGCUUUGCUUUGUAUGGAUCAGUUAAUAUACAACAGAACCAGAGAUGAGUAUUAUCAACGGUUAGGAUUUGAUUUACAGUAUUAUGAAAAACUACCACAUAUCAGGAACAUCAUAUAGACGUUUGAAAAUGUGAUAAAAAGUAUUUGGACGGUUUUUUGUAUUUUGUAAAUUGUUACUGAUGACAAUGAUGGAAUGUGUAUAAUAAAAUAUUUAACG